Messenger RNA from Tupaia belangeri chinensis (Chinese tree shrew), 2711 nucleotides. RefSeq names its product prostaglandin I2 receptor (gene PTGIR). Gene Ontology annotation, molecular function: prostacyclin receptor activity. NCBI's taxonomy places the organism in Eukaryota, Metazoa, Chordata, Mammalia, Scandentia, Tupaiidae. The transcript is spliced from 3 exons. The record is from RefSeq and is a predicted model, not a curated record. Bases 151 to 1275 code for a protein of 374 amino acids. Gene Ontology annotation, cellular component: plasma membrane. Gene Ontology annotation, biological process: negative regulation of smooth muscle cell proliferation; inflammatory response; positive regulation of cytosolic calcium ion concentration.
CGCGAGAACUGGGGGUUGGCUGGGAGAGCCCCCUGCUGCCACAAGGAACGUGGCCAGCGGGGGCGGUGGGCGUCUGCACGGGCUGCAGGCCGGGCCCUCCAGCUCCCACCCUUGGCGCCCUCCAGCCCAGGCCACUGGCGGAGGCGGGGCAUGGCCGACUCCUGCCGGAACCUCACUUACGUGCGCGGCUCCGUGGGGCCGGCCACCAGCACCCUGAUGUUCGUGGCCGGCGUGGUGGGCAACGGGCUGGCUCUGGGCAUCCUGGGAGCCCGGCGGCCGGCGCGCGCGUCGGCCUUCGCGGUGCUGGUGACCGGGCUGGCGGUGACCGACCUGCUGGGCACGUGCUUCCUGAGCCCCGCCGUGUUCGUGGCCUACGCCCGCAACAGCUCGCUGCUCGGCCUGGCCCGGGGCAGCCCCGCGCUGUGCGACGCCUUCGCCUUCGCCAUGACCUUCUUCGGCCUGGCGUCCACGCUCAUCCUCUGCGCCAUGGCGGUGGAGCGCUGCCUGGCGCUCAGCCACCCCUACCAGUACGCGCCGCUGGACGCGCCGCGCUGCGCCCGCCUGGCGCUGCCCGCCCUCUACUUCUGCCCCGUCUUCUGCGCGCUGCCCCUGCUGGGCGUCGGCCAGCACCAGCAGUACUGCCCGGGCAGCUGGUGCUUCAUCCGCAUGCGCGCCGCCGAGCCGGCCGGCCGCGCCUUCUCGCUGACCUACGCCAGCCUCGUGGCCCUGCUGGUGGCCGCCAUCGUCCUCUGCAACGGCUCCGUCACCCUCAGCCUCUGCCGCAUGUACCGCCAACAGAGGCGCCACCAGAGCUCGCUGGUCCCCGGCCCCCGGGCUGGCGAGGACGAGGUGGACCACCUGAUCCUGCUGGCGCUCAUGACGGGCAUCAUGGCCGUGUGCUCCCUGCCGCUCACGAUCCGCGGAUUCACUCAGGCCAUCACCCCGGACAGCAGCGAGAUGGGGGACCUGCUGGCCUUCCGCUUCAACGCCUUCAACCCCAUCCUGGACCCCUGGGUGUUCAUCCUUUUCCGCAAAGCCGUCUUCCAGCGCCUCAAGCUCUGGUGCUGCCGCCUGUGCCCCGCGCCUGCCCACGGCGGCGUGCACACACCCCUGUCCCAGCCUGCCUCGGGGAGGGACCCAAGGACGCCCCCUGCUCUCGGGCCGAAGGACGGCAGCUGGGUGCCGCUGUCAGCCUGGGGGGAGGGGCAGGCGGGCGGCAGCAUGGCAGGAACGGGGUCCAAAGCUGAGGCCGCCGGCUCCUGCUCUCUUUGCUGACACCCCGAGGCCUGUGAACAUGGAACAUGGCUGCCAGCCGCCAGGACCAGGACCUUGGCCCCUGAAGUUUGGGGGCGAUCAGCUGCUAGUUCUCCUCCUCCAGGGAGGCCGCUGCAGGCCCAGGGAGGAGAGUGAGGGACAGAGGGGACGUUUCUCCUGCAGCACCAAAGAAGUCGUUCUCUCAAAAUAACCCGUGGCCCGGCCAGCCGCUCUGCCCUCCACUCCCAUCCAUCUCACUGUCCAAAUAUUUAGAAGGUGGAGGAGUUCCCAGGGGCUUCUGUGCUCGGGUUCCAGCUCUCAUGCUCCUCUAUUCGGGGGCCCCGACUGCCCACCCGCAUCCCCAGGGACAGGCUGCCCUCUCCCAAGUCACUUCCAGAGCCACCCACCCCCACUCUGCCUCCUGAGAGCCAGGGAGCAGCUCCUGCCUCCUCUGCUUCUGGCCCCCCUCGCUCUGGUCCCCCCUCAGACUCGGGAGCCCUGGCACCGGGGGAGAGGUGGCGGGGAGGGGAGGCUGCUGCACCGUGGCUGACAUUGCUGGAAAUGUGCCUGCUAUGAAAAGGGCCUGAGAAACCCACACGGCUUGGCGGGCCGGACACCAGCCCCGGGCAAGGGUGGUGGGAGAGACGUGGAGAAGAGAGAUGGCUCCCAGGGGCUGCCACGUCCUGCCCGACUCCAGGGCCCGAGUAAACAGCUGCCGCCCUGCAGAGCCUGACCACACCUCGUGGACCCUGGAGACCCUCAGAGAUGUCACCCCUCCGUUCAUUCGUCCACUCCACGAAUACUCAGCAGGUGCUGGCCGCCUCCCCCCGGCCGUCCCUGCCCUGAGAGGCCCAGAAUCCGUGCCCGGGUGAGCUGACUGGCGAAGACGGAAGUGAGCUGGCACCGAAGGGGAGGGCGAGCGGCAGCCCCCACGGCCCGCCCAGUUCCCCUUUCUCACGUGUUCCGGAAAAAACAGCAAGUGUGCACCUGGGAAGGCUGGGGUGGGUGGGCCUGAGCCCCAAGGGCAGCGGCUAACCCUGAGCGGCUCCUCGUGGCGCCUCCCACUCCAUCGAUGCAGAGGCUGGGAUGGGGCCCAGAGAGGCCUGUCCCUGGCCCGGGGUUGCUCAGCCAGGAGAAAGCAGAGGCUGCAGGGGGAGCAGGCCUAGAUGUCCCUCCCUGAACAGGCUCACUGCUGGGGCGGAUGCCAUGCGUGUCCAGGUUGCGUUGCGGACUCGCACAGGCUGCCGAUGGGCCGCGUUCUGCUCCUGUUACUGCACCGCUGAGGCUGCUGCCUUAUCUGGGCAGGUCUGAUUUGAAAACAAAGCAAGUCUUUGCUGCCUUUUUUUUUUACUUUGUUUUUCCAGUCACUGUUUCAAAUCACAUUAAAAAAAGAACGGGGCCCUCCAGGUCAGCAGAUAGCGUAAUGGCUAUGUUGCUGGAUUCUCAUGUAGUCGACU